Molecule: messenger RNA, 708 nt
Organism: Camelus dromedarius (Arabian camel)
Lineage: Eukaryota; Metazoa; Chordata; Mammalia; Artiodactyla; Camelidae
Gene: PRSS37
Product: serine protease 37
Exons: 5
Coding region: 1-708 (235 amino acids)
Biological process (GO): proteolysis; positive regulation of acrosome reaction
Cellular component (GO): acrosomal vesicle
Molecular function (GO): serine-type endopeptidase activity
Source: RefSeq, a predicted model, not a curated record
AUGAAAUUUAUCUUCUGUUUGAGUAUCCUUGCUGGGACAUUUUUGACCGCUCACUCAUCCGCGCAGAAAGAAGACCAUGCUCCCUAUUUGGUAUACCUCAAGUCCCACUUCAACCCCUGUGUGGGUGUCCUCAUCAAAAGCAGCUGGGUGCUGGCCCCUGCUCACUGCUACUUACCAAAUCUGAAAGUGAUGCUAGGAAAUUUCAGGACCAGAGUCAGAGAUGGGACAGAGCAGAUACUGAACCCGAUCCAGAUUAUCCGCUACUGGAACUAUAGUCAUAGUUCCCCCCAGGAUGACCUCAUGCUCAUUAAGCUGGCUAAGCCCGCCAACCUCAACCACAAAGUCCAGCUCCUUCCCCUCGCCACAAAGGCCGUCAAGCCAGGCACCGUCUGUCUGAUUUCAGGUUUGGACUGGAGCCAAGACAACAUUGGCAGACACCCUGAUUUAAGGCAGAACCUGGAGGCCCCCGUGAUGUCUGAUGCAGAAUGCCAGGAAGUGGAACAGGGCAGAAGCCACAGGAACUCCUUAUGUGUUAAAUUUGUGAAAGUGCUCAAUCGACUUUUUGGGGAGGUGGCCGUUGCUACAGUCAUCUGCAAAGACAAGCUCCAGGGGAUCGAGGUCGGACACUUCAUGGGAGGAGAUGUGGGCAUCUACACUGACAUUCACAAGUAUAUACCCUGGAUUGAGAAAAUCGCUAAAGACAAAUGA